Messenger RNA from Protopterus annectens (West African lungfish), 1731 nucleotides. RefSeq names its product dickkopf WNT signaling pathway inhibitor 4 (gene DKK4). Gene Ontology annotation, molecular function: receptor antagonist activity; co-receptor binding. Gene Ontology annotation, biological process: multicellular organism development; negative regulation of canonical Wnt signaling pathway. Bases 1 to 678 code for a protein of 225 amino acids. The record is from RefSeq and is a predicted model, not a curated record. NCBI's taxonomy places the organism in Eukaryota, Metazoa, Chordata, Ceratodontiformes, Protopteridae. The transcript is spliced from 4 exons. Gene Ontology annotation, cellular component: extracellular region.
AUGAAUGUGAGAUUGCUGUACCUACUUCUGGGGCCCAUCUGCUCCCCUCUAACAGCCAUGGUCUUGGAUUCCAACACCAUCAAAAAUUCUGCUGAAGUGCAAAGCAGUAAGCAGGGGUUUAGCUGCCUCGUAGAUGAAGACUGUGGGACUGGUAAAUUCUGCCACAGUUCUGGUGAAGAAGAACCAGUCUGUGCAACAUGCCGAAGAGUACGAAGGCGUUGCCAGCGUAAUGCCAUGUGUUGCUCAGGUGCUGUAUGUAUAAAUGAUGUGUGCACUGCAGUGGAAGAAGGCACACCAAUUGACGAGGGUAGGAAUGAGGAACAAGAAAAAACAGGUUUGAGAGGAACUGGUCAACAGAGAAUACAUGAAAACAAACCUAAGAAGAAGCCCAGUGAUAAACAAUCAACACCUGGUAAAGGAGGGGAAGGCCAUAGCUGUCUCCGCACCUCAGACUGUUCUUUGGGACUGUGUUGUGCCCGACACUUCUGGACCAAGAUCUGCAAGCCAGUACUAAUAGAAGGACAAGUAUGCACCAAGCGAGGCCGCAAGGAUGCCCCUCAAGGGCCAGAGAUUUUUCAGCGUUGUGAUUGUGGUCCUGGACUCACCUGCCGAACUCAGGCAUCAGGUACUUCCUCAAGGUCCCAAAGAUCUAAGCUAAAGACCUGCCAGCGAAACUAGAGGAAUAGACUUGUUUUGUAAACUAAGGAUCUGCCAUGAGGCAGCAACAUGAAAAAAGUUUCCAUAUCUGAAACAAUGCACUGAAAGCAAAUGCUGCACAAUGUUCACACAGAUACCAACAUGUUGCAGAUCCUGCUAAAACAAUGUAAAAGCACAUUAAGAACCAAUGAAAGAAGAAUGAAUGUUUCCCACAUGCACACGUGCAUUCCUGAACAUGCAAAUGGUUAUGUUUUUUUUUUUUUAAUACUUUUUUUAAGCUAUGAAUGUUCCAAACCAUUAAGCGCUGUACUGCACAUUAGAGAUUGCAAAAGUUAAGAUAUUUUAUUACCUGAACUGGAGUAUUUCUUCUUCUGUCAAUAUAUCCAGUCAAAUGGAUCUAGUAUUAACCUGUUUAAAGCACGUGUCAUCAGGGGCUUCAUUUGCUCAGUGAACAAAUUUAGUAGAUGACUAUGGGAUUGGACAGGUGUUUUCACUGUUACUAAAAAGAUACAUAUAUGAACACACACCCACACACUACAUCCAGGAAUAUCCCAAUAUAUUUUAAACAUGUUAUUAUUAGAAAUCUGCAAGCUAAAUAUUUAUUUUAAAUUAAAGUGGUUUGUUAUGGGAGGGAGUUAUCUUAUAAUAUAAUCACAUGUCUGGAUUUCACACCCUGCAUGCACAGUAGGAAUUCAGAACCAUAUCCAGCUGUUUAUCAAGUUGGAAAAGCUAUUCAUUUGUUAAAUGGGGGUGGGUGAUCAGAACACAGUAUUUGCAUGAUGAAAGAUUACUGUUUUUAAGAAAAACAACAUGGCUCCAUGCCCUUCAAUUUUCCUGAUAUGUUGUUUGCAAGGAUAAACAGUGUAACUGUUCAACAGCCUGUUUUCUGUAUUUAACUAGUGUGCUAGAACUGCUUAUUAUAUGAUUUAUAUCAUUCCAUUUUGUAUGAUGCAUCUUCAUUCCUAAAUGGAAACCGAAUUCAAGGUGGCAACCUUCUAUGCAGUCCUGUAACAGCAGCAAUGACCAUACUUCUCAGCCGUCCUUGAUUUUACAGAACAUCCCUGAUUUGCCUCA